Molecule: messenger RNA, 1440 nt
Organism: Symbiodinium sp. CCMP2592
Lineage: Eukaryota; Dinophyceae; Suessiales; Symbiodiniaceae
Source: the annotation of a GenBank genome assembly
AUGGCCGCGGAGAAAGAAGACAUGGAAAGGCUCCUCGACACGAUGCACGUGCAUGUCGCCAGGAUCCGGGAGGAAGCCGCUCAAGGCCGGCGUGCGCUGAAUGCUACGCGGGCGCUUGAGGCUCUGGCCAGCAAGGAUGUUCUGGAGAAGGAGCAUGGCUACCAGAAGGCGUUGGAAGAGCUCACGCAUCUAAACGAAGUGGUACACGCAACGAGGCGCCGGGAGCACCGGCAGUCAGACAAAAGUACCCCAAGAAACAGGUCCGAGCCCAACGUCUCUGCAAGCGCAUCUCGAGAAAACGUGAGAGAAGCGUCAGAGCAUGUGGUUGAGACGACUCCACGAUCCUCUAACGAGACAGAUUCCGGUGUGGAGAAACUGAUGCCAGUGCAUCUCUUGCAAGCGCAGAAGUCUCAGGCUUCCUCCGGCACAAACCCUGACAGCGCUGAUGAAAGCUUCCACAAGGGUCGGCAAGAUGCUAGAAAGCCUCCCUGUCACAAGCGCAAAAGCUCACUGCCCGGUCAUGUAGAUGGCUUGCCGGCAGAACCGGAUCUCGGCAUUACGCCGGAAGCGAGUGCAGAGCCUUCAACCAGUCCGACAACCACCACCUCCGUCAGCACCUCGACCAGCACGACACAAUCAUCCACUACCCCCCAGACUUUGCCAGCAUCAACACCCCGGCAAGGGGACAGCGCCGAGCCCGAAGAAGACCUUCCCAACCGGGCUGUUACUGGAAAGCCUGAUCCGGCGAUCGAUGCUGCAGCAGAGGGCGUUCACCCGGAGGGCGCGCCUGCAAGCACACUGCCACCCACCACCAGCUUGCCAAAGCCACCGCGAAUUCACGAGGAGACUUGGCCAAUCCAGUACGAGGACGGCGAGUGGGGCACAGAACGAGGCCCGCCUCUUGUGGCCUCCACCACAGGGCCGUCCUCUCCUAACUGGUACGAGGAGGCUGACUGGGGGGAGCUCUGGUCUCAGCAGGAGCGGCUUGCGCGGCAGCUCCCCGACCUCUACCGGCGAUGGGAGCUGGCCCAAAACCACACGCGUGGCAUGCUCAAGGCGUGCCUAGUAGCAGAAGACGCUGAGCGCCAGUUGCAUGCAGCUGUGGAGAAUCACCUGAAGGCCAUACACCUGGUCUCGGUGCAUUUCAACGCCACGAAGGUGAAGCUGCUGAGACUCCGGGGGCGAGCCAGGAUAGCCCGUGAUGCACUGGAGCGGCUGCCUCGAUGCCGCUAUACCGGCAACAGCAGGCGCGAGGAUGUCGAGGUGGAGGUGAAGGAGGCUGCUCUGCGCCUCGAGAGUCUGCGAGGGCAGGUGAAGGCCCUUGAACGGGCCGCGGCGCCCUCCUGGAAGCAGCUUCAGGCCGGGUUGGCAAAGCUCCGAACCCUUGGCGAACUUCGUCAGGGCCCAGGCUUCCCGAGUGCUGGCGACAGGAGUGCUUGA